AUGGCCCUGCCUGGGGCCUUCGCCUCACGCUUCAACGGCCUGGAGAGGCGGAUGCCAGGCUGCUAUGCGCUGAUCGUGCAUGGUCGGCUGCCAGACUUCACCGCGGACGACGAGGACUACGAGCCCGAAGAGGCGGACACCCCCAACGGCGACACCCCCAACGGGGAUGCAUCCAGCGCCGCGGCCGGCUCGCGCCGAGGCAAAAGCCGCGCAGGCGUGUCAGACAACACGCCCUCCGCGGAGCAUGCGGUCUCUGAGCAUACGGAGUCGGACGAGGACUUCGAUAUCCACGAGCUGUUGAAAACGCCUCAGGUGUCGCCCUCCCCGGGAGUGGAGAGGUUAAAGACCUCCAAGGUCGCGUCGCCGGGCAAGCGCAGAAGAGAGGCGGGCCGGGGAUUGCAAGAUGGGCUGCUGCUUGGGGCGUUCGAGCUUGGACCUUUGGAAAAUGAGAUGAGUGCUUUCGGCGGCAAGGCAACUGUUUGCGCCUGGGAAGGUCUCGCCCUCGCCGGGCGAGAGCCCCUGGUCCGAGCCGAAGCCGGAGCCGAAGCCAAAGGCAGAGCCAAAGAGGCGGCGGCUGAGGAGGAUGGAGGAGCGAGGGUCAGGCAGGGCGUCCGCGGGGAUUUCGAUCGCGAGCCACGGACCUUGGUUUCCUUUGAGGUAACUGGCGCAAUAGUGGUGGAGCAUAUGAUGGCCCUCAAAGCAUUGAUCUAUACCCCUUUCUUGCCGGCGCAGGCUAUGACGAGCCUUUUCUACAGGCUCUACCCGAAGGACGCAGAGAAGCCGGACAACUCUGUGACCCCGGCGCCCCACUGGGCGAAGGUCAUCGCCCACGGGGAGCAAGCGGCCAGCGCAGCGCAGGAGGCGAAUCAGGAGCCCUCGGAGUCCGCGAUGUCAGGGGCCAUGGCGGGCCUGGCCUUCAUGCAGGCGGAGCCGGCGUCGGGCAAGCGCAAAAGGAGCGAGGAUCCGGGAGAGGAGGUGAGCCAUUGA
Effrenium voratum is the source of this 987-nucleotide messenger RNA. The record is from the annotation of a GenBank genome assembly. Lineage: Eukaryota; Dinophyceae; Suessiales; Symbiodiniaceae.